Messenger RNA from Beauveria bassiana ARSEF 2860, 2205 nucleotides. Its product is annotated as putative peptidylarginine deiminase. Gene Ontology annotation, cellular component: cytoplasm. The record is from RefSeq and is a predicted model, not a curated record. The coding region runs from base 1 to 2205 and encodes 734 amino acids. The transcript has a single exon. Lineage: Eukaryota; Fungi; Ascomycota; Sordariomycetes; Hypocreales; Cordycipitaceae. Gene Ontology annotation, molecular function: protein-arginine deiminase activity; calcium ion binding.
AUGCGUCCUACACUCAUUUUAGGCGCAUUGCACUUGAGUGCGCUGUCUCAUGGCUCGCCCAACAAACGCACGGCCACGGCUACGGAGCAAACUUCAGUCGGACAGCCUUCUACCGCCAAAGAGAAUUUUACAGUGUCCAUCUUGGCCGACACAAAUCGUGACGGCAAGAUCGAUCUCAUGGGCGAGACCGACACUGUCGGCAAAGAGACGUGGACAGACGACGUCGGCGCCCUCUUCCUAGCCAAUAUUGUCGAUACUAACCGUCGAUGCUCCUCUCAAAUCACAGGUACAUGUGCCAGUGAGCUGGGAGCCAUUUUUAACGCGACAUUGCCGCCUGAGACGCCGGUUUUGGACCCUCGUCUUCCAGAUCUGCCCAAAAAUGCAUCGAUGAAGCAGUGGCUCGACAGCCUCGAUGAGAAUCAGAGAUCUCUUUAUGAUGAUUUUCUUUUACAGAAAGAGGAGUACAAGAAGUUUAACGACGUGGAUAGGAAGAUAGCGGCCUGCAACGACGCAUCAGACGAUAUUCUCCGUAAUGCAACCUACCUCGCACCUCUCCGUACUCGACCCAUUCCUGGACUUGGCGAUUCGGCUACGGGAACUAUCACCGUCACUCGCACGCUAGCAGCAUCCAAGGUUCGAUUGUUCUACAAGCAGGAAACCAAUGGUCAAUGGGUUUUCAUCACGUCAAACUAUACCUUUGGGGCACAGGAGCUUAAAGCAGGCCUGGAGCUUGGUAUUGAUGCACGCGACGUUCGCCGCCCCGGCGGCUGGGAUGGCAGAGCUACCGUCCAAUUCAGAGUCAAAGAUCAAGGGAGAGAAGCACAGGAUUUGGUGGCACUCCGAGUGGCACCCGUCUUGACGCAGCAUCACGGCCAGGUCGCUAAGCAGCUACUGACAUCCCAAUUUGAUAACGUUGACGGCAGAGACCCGGCCAACGAGUAUUUUGUGGAGGAAUUUCGUAAGGUCUCAACUUCUCUAGGUCUGCCGAGCCAGGUGCACGCUUUCGAAGGCUGCGAGGAGCUGUGGACGCAGGACUUCUUCGAGCCCGGGUAUAUGAGCAUGCCCGGCCCCAGCGGCCCAGUCAGCCUGCACAUUAUGAUUCGAUCAGCGCAGAACUGGCGUGUAUCUGGACGCAUGGUGUUUCGAGACCUCCGAUCCAACACUGUGGGAGCUGUCCAGCACCUGGCCAACGGUGGUAGCACCGAUUCUACUGGAAAUCUGGAGACUAUACCCCCGUACUCGUAUAAUGGCAAGUCCUACCCGGCCGGCAGAACCGUUCUUGGUAGUCAAACGGAGGAGCCAUACAUGGUCGAAUUUCUAGAGGCUCAGGAAAUACAGGCCCCCAUCCAUCUCAACACUUCGUGGCUUCUCGUUGGACAUACAGACGAAUUCUUUCAGUUCCUUCCGGCAAACAACACGCUCGGCUGGAUCUUGAUGGCGGAUGACCCGCUCGCAGGUCUUGACAUGCUCCUACAAGCUCAGCAGGCGGGCCAUGGCAAAGACAAGGCCGUCUCCCGUCCUCGAGCGCCACAUGACCCCAAAGCGUGGCAUGUCACGACGACCAUUGACGAGCUGCUGGACGACCCUGAAUUUGUUACCCUCCAGAACAAGUCUUCCAAUAGCAUCGCCGACAAUAUCGAAAUUUUGAAGCGCGAGACAGGUCUGACGGACGCCGACAUUAUCCGCCUGCCAGGCUUGUUCGAGCUGGACAUUGGCGACGAGACUAUCGUCCCAAGUCGUUGGAAGUAUGCGGAAAACGCCGAAAACGGCACGAGCCAAGUUUCUUCUCGUCGCGCGGGCGUCGGGAAUAAAAAGAUUCUCAGCGUUUUGGAAGCCGGUACGCCGCCGAGCCACUUGCGGCAGAGUCGACGACGACGACAAAGACGACGAGGCAGCAAGGGAGCUGGAAGCCCGGGACACCGCCGCCAGUCCGGGUUUGAGAAUAAGAACGGGCCGGUUGUUGCACUCUAUCCCGGCACCAUCAACAGCGUCGUGGUGAACAAGAAGCAGAUUAUUGCCGCGAAUCCGUGGGGGCCUGUCAUUGACGGACGCGAUGUCCUGCGCGCCGCGACGGACGAGGCAUACGCUAAGGCGGGCUAUACAGUUCGCUACAUUGAUGACUGGUUCACGCACCACGUACAUGAAGGCGAGGUUCACUGCGGAUCGAAUGCCAUUCGGCAUCUGCCAGGGGACAAGUGGUGGUGA